ACCAGUCAACUCCCGAUUCUCUCCAAUUCUACGAAAUCAAUGUAACCCAAAUACGCGUUUCUGUCAUCCAUUGUUGCAGUUAAAAGCAUCGUCGAACAGCAACAAAGCUCGCCAACUCCGAAUUUCAAAGUCCAAAGAACCCCACCACAACUACGCUACAAAAACAUAUUUAUUGCUUCCAAGCAAAACCAAACCUAGUUAGGAAAACCCAGAAAAACCAACCGACCCAUUUCAACGUUCAUGAAAAAGGAAGAUUCUUUUAAUUAUAUGGAUAACCCAAGAGCAAAUUUGAGCUCAGAUGCUUUGACGACCACUCUCUGCAACUCAAUCCAGGCUUUGGGACGUGGCUUUGAUGUUACAUCGGAUAUAAGGCUUUUGUACUGCAAAGGAGCUUCUGGGUCGAGAUUGGUCCACGUUGAUGAAGAUCACGCUAGGGAUCUUGUUGUCUCCGAUGGGGUUGUGGUGCCAAAUGUGUCUCUUGAAAUUGAGUGCUCAAAGGGAGAGAGGGGUAUUGAUAGAAUACCUGUUUGCAACUUCCAUGAGAUGGCAAGACGCUUCAAUGAAAAUUCUGGUAUAGUGGGAGACAUUCCACUUGGAAGCUUUAAUGCUAUGUUCAAUUUUACUGGUUCACGGCAAGUUGAUGCAGCAGCUACAAAAUCUCUUGCAAUGGUUGGGAAUUUAAUUCCCCUAUAUAAGGUUUACUUAGCAAAAUUAAAUCUGGUUUUACAUGAAGAAAUCAAACGUGCUGUUCCUUUCUCCUGGGAUCCUGUAUCCUUGGCUAGUUUCAUCGAAAACUAUGGUACACAUAUUGUUACAUCUGCGACAAUUGGUGGAAGAGAUGUGGUUUAUGUCAGGCAGCACCAGUCAUCUCCUUUGUCAGUGUCAGAAAUUGAGAACUAUGUGAAAGAUAUUGCAGAUCAUAGGUUUAUGGACUCAAAGGGUCAGUCAACUGAGGGGCCCCUGAAAUAUAAGGACAAGGAUGUAACAGUCAUUUUUCGGAGGAGAGGAGGUGACGAUCUUGAACAGAGUCAUGCUAAGUGGGCAGAGACUGUACAAUUUGCUCCAGAUGUCAUUAACAUGACCUUUACACCAAUUGUUUCUCUGCUCGAUGGAGUGCCAAGAAUAAUGCACCUAGCACGUGCUGUUGAUUUGUAUUUAGAAUAUAAGCCUCCCAUCGAAGAUCUACAAUAUUUCUUGGAUUUUCAAAUUGCUCGUGUUUGGGCUCCAGAACAAAGUAAUAUCCAAAGGAAAGAACCUGUGUGUCAAUCCCUUCAGUUCAGCUUGAUGGGCCCCAGACUUUACAUUAGCCCAGAUCAGGUCACGGUUGGUCGGAAGCCAGUUACUGGUCUUAGACUUGGCCUGGAAGGCGACAAACAAAACAGACUUGCCAUCCAUUUGCAGCAUUUGGUGUCUCUUCCAAAAAUCCUUCAACCACAUUGGGACACGCAUAUGCCAAUAGGUGCACCCCAGUGGAGAGGCCCUGAAGAGCAAGACAGCCGUUGGUUUGAACCAAUUAAGUGGAAGAACUUUUCGCAUGUAAGCACUGCACCAAUAGAGUACUUAGAGAACAGCAUCGGGGACCUCUCGGGUGUUCACAUUGUUACAGGAGCUCAGCUGGGCGUUUGGAAUUUCGGUUCUAGAAAUGUACUGCACUUGAAAUUUCUCUUCUCCAAAGUCCCAGGGUGUACAAUAAGGCGAUCAGUGUGGGAUCAUAGCCCCUCCAACACUUCCGUGCAAAGAUCUGAUGGCACUUCUACGUCAUCUUCUGGUGAUAGAAACUCUGACGACAAGAAGGACAAUACUUCAAGCCAAAUUGGGAAACUGGCAAAAAUCGUGGACAUGAGUGAAAUGUCGAAAGGACCACAAGAUCUUCCAGGUCAUUGGCUGGUCACUGGAGCUAAGCUCGGCGUGGACAAGGGAAAGAUAGUAUUGCGUGCCAAGUAUUCUUUAUUGAAUUAUUGACAUAAAUACCUUUUGUUUCUGUAGAAUACUCCGUUUCCAUUUUUACGCAUAGUUCAGGGCAUUCUUUGCACAGUCUACUUGUAUCCUCAGUUUUUCUUGUACAUUAUGCUGUUUUAUGAUUCUUUAGUUGAUAGUGACUUGAUUGUUUAUCAGGUUUUGAAUUGAUAUUUUGUGUAUCAAAGCACAAGGAUAUGUUGUCCGCAUUAGACUUCUUUAAUUAAGACAUGGAGUGGUUCGUCUGUUUCUAUUGAUAAAGACCAUUCUUUUUUCUUGAAUGGUUUGUGCUUGUAUUUAUCAAAUGACCUGUUUUGGUUGAA
This is a messenger RNA of Tripterygium wilfordii, 2279 nucleotides long. Its product is annotated as MACPF domain-containing protein CAD1-like. Gene Ontology annotation, cellular component: plasma membrane. The transcript is spliced from 6 exons. The record is from RefSeq and is a predicted model, not a curated record. Gene Ontology annotation, biological process: regulation of salicylic acid mediated signaling pathway; plant-type hypersensitive response. NCBI's taxonomy places the organism in Eukaryota, Viridiplantae, Streptophyta, Magnoliopsida, Celastrales, Celastraceae. Bases 241 to 1962 code for a protein of 573 amino acids.